Molecule: messenger RNA, 1110 nt
Organism: Acanthosepion pharaonis
Lineage: Eukaryota; Metazoa; Mollusca; Cephalopoda; Sepiida; Sepiidae
Source: the annotation of a GenBank genome assembly
AUGUCUCCAACACCAGAGGUUACCACAGUGCUUACCAGACCGAACACAUCUCCUCAGAGAUCAACUAUUUUUUUCCUUUCUUUUUUUUUUCUUCUGCCCAUUUUUUCUAUUUUCUAUCCUUUUUUUUUUCUUUAUUCUGUUUCAUUCUUCCUAUACUUUAUUUUUCACUCUCCUGACAUUUUCUUCUGUUCUUUUUCCUUCCUUUAUACACUAUUUUUUACUCUUUCAAUAUAUUUUCUUCUUGUUUUCUUUCUUCUUACAUUAUCUUUCACCCUCUUUAAAAAAAAAUUGUUUUUAUUCUUUUUUCUAUUAACUUUUUUCUCUUUUCUUAUUUAUUUUGUUUUUCUCUCUUUUUGCUGGUUUAUUCUUCUAUCUUCUUAUUUCUUUCUCUACUUUUUUAUCUCUUUUUCUUUCUCUUUCUUAUUAAUCUUUCCUCCUUUAACAAUAUCUUUUUUUUCUUUUUUCCCUCUAAUUCAUUACUUUUAUCACUUUAUUUCACAGAGUUCUAACUUCACCUUUGAAAUUUUCCUUUUAGUUUCUCCUGUGGUAUCCCCACAUUCCUUUGCUUCUUUUUCCCUUACUUUCUUUCUCUUCUUUUUUGUCUACUUUCUUUCUUUUCUUUUUCCUUCUUCUUUUUUGCCUACUUUCUUUCUUUUCUCUUUUUCCCUCACUGUCUUCGUCUUUUUAUUGUCUUUCUUUCUUUUCCAUCCACUUUCCUUCUCUUCUUUUUUGCCUACUUUCUUUCUUUUCUGUUUCCUACACUUUCCUUCUCUUCUUUUUUGCCUACUUUCUUUCUUUUCUGUUUCCUUCACUUUCCUUCUCUUCUUUUUUGCCUACUUUCUUUCUUUUCUGUUUCCUUCACUUUCCUUCUCUUCUUUUUUGCCUACUCUUUCUUUUUUUCUGUUUCCUUUUUCUUUCUCUUCUUUUUUUUCCUACUUUCUUUCUUUUCUUUUUUUCCUUCACUUUCCUUCUCUUCUUUUUUGCCUACUUUCUUUCUUUUCUUCCCCCCCUAUUUUCCUCCUCUUCUUUUCUCCUUUUCUUUCUUUACUUUUCCUCCCACUUUCCUUCUCUUCUUUUCUGCCCACAUUCAUUCUCUCCUGUUUCUGGUAA